This is a messenger RNA of Lichtheimia ornata, 1155 nucleotides long. RefSeq lists its product as uncharacterized. Gene Ontology annotation, molecular function: rRNA binding. Bases 1 to 1155 code for a protein of 384 amino acids. Gene Ontology annotation, biological process: ribosomal large subunit assembly; rRNA processing. The transcript has 5 exons. Lineage: Eukaryota; Fungi; Mucoromycota; Mucoromycetes; Mucorales; Lichtheimiaceae. The record is from RefSeq and is a predicted model, not a curated record. Gene Ontology annotation, cellular component: preribosome, large subunit precursor.
AUGGGUCGAAGUCGAGGAGCUAGAAGAAGAAAACACAGAACCCAUGUGGUUCCCAAGGAGGAAGAGAUCAACAAGAUCCCAAAGAGCUUUGUUAUGCGAUCAGGCCUCGUGGGCCAUUCUGUCAGCGCACUUGUUCGAGACGUUCGUCGUAUUAUGGAACCACAUACAGCUACUCAUUUGAAGGAACGCAAAACGAACCGCCUCAAAGAUUUUCUUGUGGUUGCCCCCCAACUUGGUGUCACCCAUUUCAUGAUCUUUACUCGUACUGAAGCCAACACCAACUUGCGUAUAUGUCGUGUGCCUCGUGGUCCAACGCUCACCUUCCGUGUGGAUGAAUACUCGCUCGCCAAAGAUUGUCGUGCACUGCAAAAAGCACCUAGAACAAGCGACUCCGAUUACCUUGCAUCGCCAUUGCUCGUACUCAACAACUUUAAGCAAGAAGGCAAGCAGUUCAAGUUGAUGGCUGCCAUGUUGCAAAACAUGUUCCCGGCAAUCGAUGUUCAGACCAUGAAAUUGUCACAAACACGUCGUGUGCUGUUAUUCAACUACAACGAAGAAACGGGCAAGAUUGAUAUGCGUCAUUACAGUAUUGGUGUGAAAGCCACUGGUGUAUCAAAGUCAAUCAAGCGGAUUGUUGAAAUGUCAUUGCCUGACAUGAGCAAAUACGAUGACAUCUCCGAUUAUGUGAUGAAGGAGGCAAUUAUCUCUGAGAGUGAUGUGGAAGAUGGACCAGAAUCAACAGUGACUUUGGCACAAAACAUGCAUGGCCGUAACAACCGAAAGAAUGAACAACGUGCUGUAAGAUUGCAGGAGAUUGGCCCACGGUUGACGUUGGAUUUGAUCAAGAUUGAAAAUGGCAUGUGUGGUGGAGAAGUUUUGUACCAUAAAUAUGUUCGUAAGACUGAGGAGCAAAUCAAGGAAAAUGAAGAGAAGCGUCAAAAGGCCAAGGAAGCUGCUGCUGAGCGGAGGAAACAACAAGAAGCCAACGUAGCAUUAAAAAAGGAACAAAAGGAGAAGGUGAAAUCCAAGGAUGGUGAAGAGGAUAACGAAUCCGAUGCUGAUGAUGGCGAUGUGUCGGAGGUGGGCGAUGAAGAAGAUGAUGAUGAAGAAGAAGAUGCCUCUGAAGCCGAACCAAUGUCUGAAGAUGAUGAAUAA